GGAGCCGCGUCCGUGCGCGGCGCUUCCCUUCCCGGCAAUUCCCGACCAUUCCCGGCAAUUCCCGGCAAUUCCCGGCAAUUCCCGGCAAUUCCCGGCCCUGUCCCGGCCCCGGCACCCUCCGCCCCUUCCCCCGUCCGGGCGCGGGGCUGCCGCGGUGCUCCGCGGGCCGGCUCGGCCGUGGCCGUGCCGCCGGGCUCGGAGCGGGUCGGGGCCGCUUGUGCGGGACUCGCAGGUGGGAGGAGGUGAGGCGGCGUCAUACAGGCCCUCGGGAGGCCCCGCUGCUCCAGUGGUCUGGUCUUCUACCCAAGUCAUGCCUGACUGGAUUACAAGUCAUUAAGUUACCUGUAAAAUUGAAUUUUAAAGUCCUGUAAUUACUCUGAGAGAAAAUGACUGCAAUCAAGCAUGCUUUGCAGAGGGAUAUUUUCACUCCCAAUGAUGAACGUUUACUGAGCAUUGUGAACGUGUGCAAAGCAGGCAAAAAGAAGAGGAACUGCUUUUUGUGUGCCACAGUGACAACGGAACGACCAGUCCAAGUAAACGUGGUAAAAGUGAAAAAAUCUGACAAGGGAGAUUUUUACAAAAGGCAGACUGCAUGGGCACUUCGAGACCUUGCUAUUGUUGAUGCCAAAGAUGCUGUUAAAGAGAGUCCUGAAUUUGAUUUGCAUUUUGACAAAGUGUACAAAUGGGUUGCAAGCAGCACAGUGGAGAAGAACACCUUCAUUUCAUGUAUCUGGAAACUUAAUCAGAGAUACCUUAGAAAGAAAAUUGACUUUAUUAAUGUUAGUUCACAGCUGUUGGAAGAAUCUGUUCCAAGUGGAGAGAAUCAAAGUGUAGCAGGAGGUGAUGAAGAAGCUGUGGAUGAAUACCAAGAGUUAAAUGCAAGAGAGGAACAGGAUAUUGAAAUAAUGAUGGAAGGGUGUGAGUACGCUAUUGCUAAUGCUGAAGCCUUUGCAGAGAAGUUGUCAAGAGAGCUGCAAGUGCUAGAUGGGGCAAAUAUUCAGUCCAUUAUGGCCUCAGAGAAGCAGGUGAAUAUCUUGAUGAAGUUGUUGGAUGAAGCUCUAAAGGAAGUUGACCAAAUCGAGCUAAAGCUGAGCAGUUAUGAAGAAAUGCUUCAGAGUGUAAAGGAGCAAAUGGAUCAAAUUUCAGAAAGCAACCACCUAAUUCAUCUCAGCAACACAAAUAAUGUUAAACUGCUGUCAGAGAUAGAGUUCCUCGUGAAUCACAUGGAUCUGGCUAAGGGCCAUAUAAAGGCCCUUCAGGAGGGAGAUCUGACAUCAUCUCGAGGCAUUGAGGCCUGCACUAAUGCAGCAGAUGCCCUUCUGCAAUGUAUGAAUGUAGCUCUUCGUCCAGGACAUGAUAUGCUUCAUGCAGUGAAGCAGCAGCAGCAGCGGUUUAGUGACCUGCGCGAGCAGUUUGCACGGAGACUUGCCAGUCAUUUGAACAGCGUAUUUGUUCAGCAGUUUACUCAGACCCUCCUUCAACUCUAUAACAGGUCCUCCUAUCAUUCAGUUCCAGGUCACGAUCAGAGUUCCACUCUUGCCCAGCACUCUGCUGAAUUGACAUUGCCCAAUCAUCAUCCAUUUCACAGAGAUUUACUUCGAUAUGCUAAACUGAUGGAGUGGCUCAAGAACACAGAUUAUGGAAAAUAUGAAGGGCUAACAAAGAAUUAUAUGGAUUAUUUAUCACGACUUUAUGAAAGGGAAAUAAAAGAUUUCUUUGAAGUUGCCAAGAUCAAGAUGACAGGCACAACCAGAGAAGGAAAGAAGUUUGCUACACUGCCUCGAAAAGAAAGUGCUGUCAAACAGGAAACUGAGAGUCUUCAUGGAAGUUCUGGAAAAUUAACUGGGUCUACUUCUAGUCUAAAUAAACUCUCUGUUCAGAGUUCAGGAAACCGUAGAUCUCAGUCAUCCUCACUGUUAGACAUGGGAAACAUGUCUGCCUCUGACCUGGAUGUGGCUGACAGAACAAAAUUUGAUAAGAUUUUUGAGCAAGUAUUAAGUGAACUAGAGCCUCUGUGUCUGGCAGAACAGGACUUCAUUAGUAAAUUUUUCAAGCUACAGCAACAUCAGAGCACCUCUGGAACAACAACGAGUGAAGUGGAGGAAGUGGAUGGAGUAGCUUUAUCUCGUUCAUACAGUUCUGGUGUUCCACAAACAGUAUCAUCUGAGAAGGACAUGAUCCGACAAAUGAUGACAAAAAUAUUUCGUUGUAUUGAACCUGAGCUGAAUAACCUUAUAGCACUGGGAGACAAGAUUGAUAGCUUUAAUUCCCUUUAUAUGUUAGUUAAGAUGAGCCAUCAUGUAUGGACAGCACAAAAUGUGGACCCUGCGUCCUUUCUCAGCACAACUCUUGGAAAUGUUUUGGUGACUGUCAAAAGGAACUUUGAUAAGUGCAUUAGUAAUCAGAUGAAGCAGAUGGAUGAAGUAAAAAUCUCAAAGAAGAGUAAAGUUGGGAUCCUUCCAUUUGUUGCUGAAUUUGAAGAGUUUGCAGCCCUUGCUGAAUCGAUUUUCAAAAAUGCAGAACGACGAGGAGAUCUAGAUAAAGCCUACAUAAAACUUAUUAGAGCUGUCUUUGACAGUGUUGAGAAAGUAGCUAAUGAAAGCCAGAAGACACCCAGGGAUGUCGUCAUGAUGGAGAACUUCCAUCAUAUUUUUGCAACACUUUCUCGCUUGAAAAUUUCUUGUCUGGAGGCUGAGAAAAAAGAAGCCAAACAAAAGUACACUGAUCAUCUUCAGUCUUACGUAAUCUACUCACUUGGACAGCCUCUUGAGAAAUUAAAUCAUUUUUUUGAAGGUGUUGAAGCUCGUGUGGCACAAGGUAUACGAGAAGAGGAAGUAAGCUAUCAGCUGGCUUUUAAUAAACAAGAGCUUCGUAAAGUUAUAAAGGAAUAUCCUGGUAAAGAAGUGAAGAAGGGAUUAGAUAAUCUCUACAAGAAGGUAGAUAAACAUCUCUGUGAAGAAGAAAACUUACUUCAGGUUGUGUGGCAUUCCAUGCAAGAUGAAUUCAUACGACAAUACAAGCACUUUGAAGGGCUGAUAGCUCGCUGCUACCCUGGAUCAGGAAUUACCAUGGAAUUCACUAUACAGGAUAUUUUGGACUAUUGCUCCAGUAUUGCACAGUCUCAUUAAGUUCUAGAAGGGGAAAGAGAAGCUAGGAAAGUGUAUGCCUGUGUAUAAAGGAAUCAAACACUAUAAAUGUUACUGGGUUUUAAAAGGUGGAUUUCCAUGUGUGUGUAGGUAACUGCCAUAUAUGUUGAGUAACACUCCUGCUUCAAAUGCCUUUCAGGACAAAACAAAACCUUCGGGGAUUUGUUGUGCUUCUACUCGGCUGAAGUACUGUUUGAAAGCAUUAAUUCUGUGAGACACUUUGGAUACAGUUUUUCCCUUCCCCUAAUAUUAAAAUAUUUUUAUUUAUAAUACCUUCUCUUGCCAAAAGCUGUAAGCACUACCUUCAUAGUAUGCCAAAAGAAUACUACUGUUUUCACUAAUAUUUUGCAUUGUAGAAUUAUGUAAGCAUUGAAGACUACCAGGUAUUUUCCCUUCCUUGUUCCAGAAAGUAUGGAUGUAGAACUUUGUGCAGUGGGAAUUCAUGUUCUGAGAUGUAAUGUGUCUAUGGCUGUAAUUCUUAAUUAAACUGUUAAUCAUAUUCUUUAUUUCUGUGGAAUUAUUUCAAAAAGGUGAAUAUAUCCGAAGGAGUUAACGCCAUUGUUUUGCUGCUGGCUACUGAAGAGUUGUUCCAUUUCUGCACCCACGUUGCUUUUCUUCCUUUUAGUAAAUAUUAUGUAGGAUCAGUAUACUCUAACCUCAUGUAAACCCUUCCUCCUCCUGGAGCUUUAGCUGCCAGGGAUUCAGGACCUAGAUUUUCUGUACAGCUUGGUGAAAUUGCCAAGUUGUUGGGUAAAGGUGGGGUGUAUGUGGGAUAGAAAAAGGUACAAUC
Molecule: messenger RNA, 3936 nt
Organism: Oenanthe melanoleuca
Lineage: Eukaryota; Metazoa; Chordata; Aves; Passeriformes; Muscicapidae
Gene: EXOC1
Product: exocyst complex component 1
Exons: 21
Coding region: 387-3128 (913 amino acids)
Biological process (GO): exocytosis; Golgi to plasma membrane transport
Cellular component (GO): exocyst; plasma membrane
Molecular function (GO): phosphatidylinositol-4,5-bisphosphate binding
Source: RefSeq, a predicted model, not a curated record